Anopheles cruzii is the source of this 10568-nucleotide messenger RNA. It is a transcript of the gene Ubr3, whose product is annotated as E3 ubiquitin-protein ligase Ubr3. Gene Ontology annotation, molecular function: ubiquitin protein ligase activity; zinc ion binding. Bases 1 to 8130 code for a protein of 2709 amino acids. The transcript is spliced from 13 exons. Gene Ontology annotation, cellular component: ubiquitin ligase complex; cytoplasm. The record is from RefSeq and is a predicted model, not a curated record. Gene Ontology annotation, biological process: ubiquitin-dependent protein catabolic process via the N-end rule pathway; protein ubiquitination. Lineage: Eukaryota; Metazoa; Arthropoda; Insecta; Diptera; Culicidae.
AUGGCCGAUGAGCUGGGCGACGGUGGCGACAGUAUCGGAGGCAGCAGUAAAUGCAACAAGGACGAGAACAAUAUCACGGACGCAACAGGUUCAGAAAGGCACCAUCAGCAUUACCGUACAAGACCCGGGGUGCCGCAAUCUGUGGUACGACUGAAGGAAAAAGGCAAGAAACUCGCUUCAGCCCAUAUCCAUCGUGAGCUCACCGUAAACGGAUGCUCGGACAGUCUUCAGCAGCUUCUCGAUGAUCUGCUUGCGCCCGAACGACCCAUUUCGAAUAGUGAUAGUAUCGAAUGGUGCCGUUGGUUGGUAGCCGGCGGUCGUACUCCUGCUGAAUUUGCGGCAAUAGUGCGAGCAUACGAUAAUCAUGCAAAAUGUGGGUUGGUCUGGAUACCACACGUGGUAGCAUACCGUUGUCGGACGUGCGGCAUUUCACCGUGCAUGUCGAUCUGUCGUGAUUGCUUCAAGAGAGGUAACCACCAGAACCACGAUUUUAAUAUGUUCUUAUCGCAGGCGGGCGGCGCCUGCGACUGUGGCGACACGUCCGUUAUGAAACCAGAGGGUUUCUGCAGUGAUCACGGCUUGAACAGUUGCCCUUCGAGUACCCCAGUUCCCGACGAUUUGUUGCUGCUAGCGGAGGCGAUGAUGCCGCGCUUAAUACUCCGCAUGCUUCUACACUUCCGAGAAUUCAGUGCUAUUAAUCACGAUUCGGCUGGCUGUCGCCGGACAGCUGAAUAUUGCAAUGACUACUGCGCCAUGUUGAUGGAGUUUAACAACAUGGGUGAGCUGAUGAGACGCGUGAUGACCCGCACACUCAUAGACCGGAAAGUGUAUCGAGGGUUGUUCGAGCAGCCCUAUCCCGUCAACUGUUACGGAAACUAUCUGCGUAACAGCCGGCGAUUAUACGAGGAUGCGCUCCAUCAAUUUCCAUCGCCGGAACCUCCGCCAGAGUAUGCGUAUCUGCCCGCGCUUGGACGCACCAUCGUGCACGGUACAUUGCUGGAGGAGUUCAUCUUCUGGACGUUUAAAUAUGAAUUUCAGCAGCAGAUCGUGUGCUUUCUGCUGAAUAUGCUGCCUGACCAAGAUUAUAAAGAGCAUCUGACGCGCACUUUCGUUAUGCACUAUUGUCGCAUUCCAAGCGUGCUUGAACUGUCUAAUGACCCCGAUACACUAAGUAACAGGGUAGUGCAUAUGAGCGUCCAGCUUUUUUCCAACGAAAGUCUCGCGUUGAAGAUGGUUGAAGAACUAUCCUUGCUGCACGUCAUGAUCAUUAGCCUACGGCAGAUGAUGGCGAAAAUUUUGACCCCGCAUUUGCUUCACAAUCCUGAGCGAAACUUUCACUAUGUGGUUGAUUGCGCCGAGCGAGUGAUGAAAGAACACUGCUACUGGCCGCUUGUGUCGGACUUCAACAACGUCCUAUCGCAUGAGUCGGUUGCGCUCGUUUUCCUGCAGAACGACGCACUCAUCGACAUGUGGUUCCAGUUCCUAUCGAUGUUGCAAGGAAUGAAUGUAAACCUUCGCGAGAUCAUAAGCCAUGUAGAAUAUGAGUCUAGUUCCUACUAUGCGGCGUUCAGCUGCGAGCUAGAGGCGAGUGCCUAUCCCAUGUGGUCCGUUAUCUCGCACUUGCAAGAUCCGUCACACGCGCCCCUCGCCAAAAACAUCAUGAUGUAUUGCGUUAACUAUUUGAACGAGUGGCUCGAGGCGGUCAACUUCUAUCAGCAUCCUAAAUUCGAGAAGGAUGACAUGUUUCGUGCAUCAUUUCACUUCCCAUUGCACCGCUAUCUGGCCGCCUUCGUUUGUCAGGGUGUGAAAACGAUGGGCAUGUCACUCAAAGACAUUUUGCCUAGCGCUGAUUUGUUACCGAUGCUAAUGAUGCACCCCCUCCGCGUGCAGAGCCUUUUCUAUGAGAUUCUGUCUGGUGUGUGGGUGCGGAACGGCCUGCAAAUCAAAGGCCAGGCGAUGACGUACAUACAGGCAAAUUUCUGCAACUCGAUGGUCGACAUGGACUUGUUCUUCCUGCAAAUUUGCGCCACCCAGUUGCCUCCGAACCUGUUUGUCAGAGAGUGCAUCACAAUGUUCGGAAUUGAAGACUGGAUCGGCAUGAGUCUUCUAAGCACACCACCCGAAAUGGAGCAGGACUCUAUGCUCGAGGGGUUACUAACAUUUUUCGCCACGCUCAUUACGUCGCGCGUCAACCUCGGUAAUGAUGAAACGACGCAGUGCAUCAUAGAAAUCGGAGCGCUUCUCGCGACUGGUGACAAGACUCACAGCCAGCUGUUGGAGCUGAUGCCUGAACGCAGUGGCAACGCGCACGCCCGCAACUUUGAACGUUAUCUGAAGCAGUUGUCGAUUUACCGACCACCGCCGGUCGGUUCUGAAAAUCUUGAACAGGGCUUGUUCAUGCCGGUGCCGGAGGUCUGGGAGCGGUACUACGAUCCACUACAUGUACUGCUACGGGCCGUCCACCGGCGUGACUUUCAGAACUCACUGGAUCGAUUCGGAGCGUACGUAAAGCAGACUGGAAAGAUGCCGGCAAGUGGUAAUCUUUGGCCUCCCUUUCGUUUGCCAAGUCCAUGCGGGCCUGCCUACAGCGAUCCAGGGGUAGUACUUUGUUCGCGAAUUUUUCACGCCACCAUUCUAGCUAUUUUCUACCGAGCAGUCCACACACACAACGUAUCAGAGCACAUGCUCGCUCUUGCUGUGUUUUUACUCGAAAUGGCCGUCAGCAAAGCAGGGGCAGUUGGAGGCGAUGCGACCACUAGCCGAUCGACGGUCGGUGAUGCGACAUAUGUGAGUGGCGGAUGCACAAUUGGUGAUGGCAGCAACAGCACGCACGAUGGCAGCAACAGCGUUUUACCAGGUGAUACUGGUAGAGCUACUAGUAGCUAUAUUGCUGGGUCUACUUACGCCGGUCCAGUGCCGAAUCUGCUCAGCUGCUAUCCAAGCAAUUGCCUAAGUGACAACCUCAAAAUGACAGUCAAUCGCAUAUCACUACUGCCCUUCAUUAGGCGCUCGCCUGUUUCCUAUCACAAGCCAAGCGACACUGGAUCACCUGCAUUCGAUAGCGACGUUGAAUGGGAUCUAUCAGAAGACGAGACACUUAUGAUGAUCGGGAGUAUUACAGAUGCUAUGUCCACUUACCCUAGCGUGCAAACUGAUGCUAGUUCUAGAGAGCAUCGACAGUCAACGAUGGUUGAGUCGGGCAGUCAUUUUGGGCGGCCUGACGAAGUUGGCCCUAGCGACACCAUAGAAGAAUACCGCACAAUGAUUAGUACGAGUACACUGGUGCCGUCCCGAGAAAUCGGAAGCGUCGACGAAGUUCAGUGUACACGGGAUCUAACGAUGACUGAUAAUAGAUUGGUAAUUCCAGUGCGCCAUACCUUUGUGUCCUCUACCAGUUCCCAUAUGCUCGUCGAAGAAGAUGACAAUGACGAAGAUGGUAAUGAAGUGGAGGUAGACGAAAAUGAGCAAGGGAUGGCAAGAAACGCAGGGAGUAGUAGGCCAAACUUAUCUACGGAUCAGCACGAGAGACGAAGAAUGCCGGGGCGUCGUGACGAUGAUUUGAUAGGGAAAGAGAACAUGCUUUACCACGUAAUAGACGAGGAUGGCGAUGCAAUGGACGAUGAUGUUCGUCUCGAACGUCCUGGCGCACGAGAGCUAACGAUUGGCGAUGAUAUCGCGGACGAUGUCGGCAAUGACGAUCGCUACAACCACCAUACGGACAACGGUGUUGAAGAAGACGUGGAGGAAGCGGCUACUAACGCGCCCAUUGUUUCUAUUGCUUCUCAAGGGACAUUGGUAAGGGGUACCACUUCGUACACUAACAACAAUACUAGUCGCGCCGACAGCAAUAGCCACAUCAACAACAACCGUCAUUACACAAUCCAAAGUCAUCUUCGACAGCAGCAGCAUCUUCGGAACCAUCAUCACCAUCUCCACCAUCGUCGAGCGCCUUUGCAACCCACUCCGCACCACCAGGCAGAUAGUGAAGAUGGUGGAGUUGGUACCAGUCCUAUGGUUGGAACGCUCAUUCAAUCGAAUCCUGCUCAAGUCAGUCAGUUUAACGUGGGGGAGGAGGGAACGACUCGCAUGGAGUUGGUGAUAAGGCAUGAGCUCGUUCCGACAACUUCAAAUGCCGUUGGGGAUAGUGGUGAUAGCGGCCACGGAGUAACCAGGAUCGGGCAAGAGAUAGCAUAUCCUCGAUCUCGCAACUCCCCGAAUGUUUUCGGUUCAGUUAGCGAAAGGUUACAGACUGUAGCGACGGGCAGCGACAGUAGCAGUAAUGGUGGGGAUGGCAUACUUCUUCCAUUUAAUCGUGUCCAACCUGUCACGGUAACUAGUAGAAUUGAAGUAGGAGCAAUCAUGAGCUCAACAGGUAUGGCUGGUGCUAAUAGUGAUGAGGUAGUAACUGAUAGUAGAAGACCGCUUGCUACUGCUCCUGGCAGCUCGAUCAUGGUUGGACCAACAGCACCAGCACCGCCGCAGAAUCUAUUGCAGAACUACUAUCCAUCUGCACCAAUGACCGCGGCAACGAUCUCGUCAACGACAGCGGUGACUCCAACCGAUCGUCACCAGCAUCAUUAUUAUCAUCAUAUGCAUCAUCAUCACCGACUGUAUCAUACAAUUACCAACCACCAUCACGCAGCCGGUUCUCGGAGUCAACAGCCACCCCUUCAACAGCCACAGCAGAGCCCGGAAUCGCUACAACAACAGACACCUCGACAUUACAGUCACCACCCCAUCAGUGAAUCGCAUGGUGCCUCUGCAACCGUUUCUGGGGACGUUGGCGGUACAAGUGGAAUUGCGGAACCAGGAAAUUUAAGAAGGCAUCCGCAGCACUGGAUGCGCUUUAAACCACGUAGUCUAAAUCGUGGUAGAUCAGACAUCGGGUCGGAGAUGACCCCGAGUGAUGGUGAUAUACUAGACGCAAAUUGUCCCAACGAUAACGAUACUGUGUUGAUGGAGGAAUCGAUCAUCUCACUGCUGCUGAAGCUACACUCCCAGUUGAGUGGAGCGCUUGACAGCUUCUCGCUCGACGAUGAAACAGAGAAGAAAAAUGACCUGGGCGAUCAGCAACAGCAGCCACAAACAGCGGCAUCCGUGGCGACGAUUAGUAAUAUUAAUAGCAGUAGUAGCGGUGAUAGUCAAGCAAUGGAAUUAGAUGAAGACGAACCUUCGUCUGGGAUUGUAGAUUCCGAUGAAGCUAGUAAUGAUGAUACUGGGGACGUAAAAACUAGCCAUCAGCAGCAGCGAAUGGACCAUAGUGAGAUGGGUAGCUCUAGUGAGCGAACAUCAACUCCGUGUCGUGAGGGUGGUUGGCGCGGUAGUGUCUAUGAGUCACGUAUCGGUGACGGGCCGUUUUUCAUUGGAAGUCUAUUACGAAAAAUCGCUGCACUUGAUGCAAGCUGUGCAGCGCGUAUCGACGAGGUUCGGAGGGAGCUGUGGCCAAACCAAAGAGAGCGUCAAGCAGAGCAAAAAGCACGCGAGGCUAGGGAGAAAGAGGAAAGAACAAAGAGAGCGAAAGAGCGACAGAAGAAAAUGAUGGAAGAGUUUGCUAAUCGUCAAAAGCGUUUCAUGUUGUUGGCAAUGACAUCGAUGGGAGGCGAUCCCUCAAGCAUGGAUUGCUUUGAAGACGAGGAGGACGAGGAUGUGGAUGAGGUGGAAGCGGCGGAGGCCGAGUUACAGCGACAAGCUCAACUGCUGCGCGAAAAGGAGUACGACUGCAUAAUCUGUAACACGUCCGGUCCGAGCACGGAGUCGAAUCCGAUCGGACUAGUGGUACUGGUGGAGACAACCAGCGUAGUGGGGCACCGGCGGAACACGAACGAGCGCUUUGUUCUGCCACUCUGCUCGGAAGAUAGUGUUAAGCUUCAGCGAAAUGUCACUUUGGCAGGCGAGUUUAGUAAGCGUGUCGAUUUGCUGCAGUGGAAGUUCGGUCAAACGUCAUGGUUUUUGUCACACAAUGUCGGUUGGGAGGGCGGUGUAUACAUUCAAUCGUGCGGUCACCAUGUGCACCUGUCGUGUCAAGACUCGUACCUAAAAUCGCUGCACACACCACGUAGUCCUAACAACUUGAACGUAGAACUGGGCGAAUUCUUCUGUCCAGUGUGUCGCCAACUUGCAAACUCUGUUUUACCUCUCAGUCCGGCCUUGGACCGACCGGCCACACUGAUCCGUACACCGACACCAACGCACACGACGCUCGUGCUUGAUUUAAUCCGUCUAUUUCAGGAAAACAAGCGCGCAACGAUUGCUAGCAAGUUUUGUGAGGCGAUGGGUCGGGCUAUGGGCAAUAUCACCGCCUGUACGCAACGCAAUAUUAAGAAGUUUCCGGUCACACGGCACAGCUUGUUCUCUUUCGUCGUCUCUAUCGCUCGUACUAACCUUGAAGCUGAAAUCAUCCAGCGAGGCGGUUCUCUUUGCAGCAAGGAAAACAUUAGGUUCAAACCCAAACGUGACUGUAUAGUACCAUUGCUACAUGUCUUGUCGCUGCACGUUCGCUGGAUGAUCAACGAUGAUUGGCCAAUCCGAUUUAAACUCGGUGACGACUGGCCAUGGCACUCGUGGUCGCGCCUGGUCGGCAUCCAACUCGGCUACGGUGUGGACAAGGAAGCGACAACGUCCGGGACUAAUAACAAAAGCAGCUCAAGCGACUUUAUCAGUUCAUCACCGACAUUUUCAACAAGUUUACAACGUGGAUCUAUGCCAUCUUCUCUUAACACUGCUUCUUCGCUUAUGAUGGCUAUUGUUCCAGUAAAAGGCAUUAUCACUGUUACUAAAGCGAAUGAUGAUGAUGAUGAUGAUGAUGAUGAUGAUGAUGAUGAUGAUGAUGAUGAUGAUGAUGAUGAUGACGACGAAGAGGAUGACGUUUACAACGAUGUCGAUGCUACGCAUGUUGAACAACCUCUACAAUGUGGCGAAAAUGUGUACUUCACGGAAGACUGUAGUGAGAAAACGACUACAGCAACCGCUGUUAGUAAUGCAGUCGAUGUAGAAACGAUUCCUGAUUUAAUAAGCGAUCCAACAGCGCUCAUGCUAAAAUUUAUUCUGCUCGCACCGUUGCAUCUCGAUGAAGCAUAUUUUACGUGCAUCGUAAAAGUACUAUACAACUUGUUAUACUAUCAAGUGGUGCUGCAGCUAUGCACGCACCUUACCGAUGAUGAAUGCGAGGAGCUAAUAGCAUGUUAUGGUUCCGGGCCAGAAACGGCAGCCCGCGAGAAAGGUGUCUCACACAUUGGUGUUGCAAUGGCCUUCAUUUUAAAUCAACUCGACCGCUGUAAGUAUAUUCGGAGCGACAGCAUUCUGAUGGCGGAUUCUGCUGCUGCUGCCGCCACCGCCGCCGCUGCCGCAGCUUCGCGGUCUACCUCCCGUAUCGAUCUCGGUAGACUUGAAACACGUUUGCAACACCUUUGCCUGCCAUUUUUGCGUGUUGCCGCUCUUCUACGUCAUCACAUUUACCAUACAGAGUUACCGGUCAUUGCCGGACCGCACCUGGAGUUUGCCCGACUCAUCUACUACCUCGAUUUAGUGACGGUUUCUAUGGACUGGGAUAAUUUUAACGCAAGUAAAGCACUGUGCUUUCUGCCUGGGACUGAGCUUUUGCUACCGAAGAACUGGUGUGAUCAGCUGCGCAAUCUGCGACCGACCUACGAGUCGACUCGCUCUCUUAUCGUUAGCCAGCAUAUCGAAUGGUGCCAGCCAAAGUUGCUCGGUCUGCCGCGUGAAUACGAGCGCCUGUUUACAUAUUAUCACGAGCAGCCUUGUCAAAAGUGCCAGAAUGUGCCGAAAGAAAGCUCCAUCUGUCUACUGUGUGGUACGAUUGUGUGUAUUAAACAGACUUGCUGUAAGGAACAAGAUUGCUGCGAGGCUGUUCGACACUCAAUUAGCUGUGGCGCCGGUACGGGCAUAUUCCUCGUGAUAACUUCUACCUAUAUCAUUAUCAUUCGCGGGCAUCGAGCGUGUCUUUGGGGUUCACUUUAUCUAGAUGACUAUGAUGAGGAAGAUCGUGACCUUAAACGAGGGAAGCCGCUAUAUCUGAGCGAGGAUCGCUUCAAUCUGUUGGAGUCACAGUGGUUGUCGCAUCGCUUCGCCCACACCAAACACAAUUGGGUGUGGCAUCGUGAUUCGUUGUAGACCACUUCUUACGGUCUGAUGUAUUUAAUUUUUUCUCAAUGAUACCUAAAGGCAAAGACUGAUGUGGUUUAGGAAAUACGAUCACGGGCAAAUAUGAUAAGGUCGUAGACGCUUACAAGCUUUCAACAGCACUAACGAUAGUGAACGGAAGAAACUGCGCAAUAGAAUGAUGGGUGAAUAACCGACCCGAGGACACUAGCCUCGUUAAAAACAGUUUCGACAAAUAUAGCACAACGGCAUCCUCAUUCGGUGUGUUGUAGACGCGUGUAGAUUUUGUGGAUAAAGAGUUGAUAUUGACAACUAUCGUCGUACUGUUAUGACCAAGGUGGCUAAAGCUGAUUGAAUAUAAUGGCGAAAGCGUGAAUUGAUUUUAACGAGACUGGUGUACACGGUGCGAUUGUCGAUUCUUUUUACGAUAGUACAGUUGCUCCCGUCCACCGUCUUUAAGUAACAGUAACGCAGGACUAGGUGUUUGGGGUUGGCCAAGCACCGGCAAACGAUCAGUCGGUUUGUCAAAUUAAUUGUGAUAACUAUUACUUGUAUCCAUGAACUUCUUUGAGUUCGUAAAAAAUUGAAGCAAGACCUACUGCAUCACAGUCAUCUCAUAGUUUUGCGCAUUAGAGAACUCUAUAACUCCCGAGCUCGGAUAGUGCGAAUUUUUGUAUUGUUAAGAUUAAGAUUAAAUUGGGUAAACUUAUGAAGGUUUUUUUGAAACAUUGGCAGUGAAACUAUGUUUCGAAAAAAAUUCAAAAAUAAGGAAGAGAGGAAAGAGAAUAGCUGACAGGCUACUGCUGCGCCACGGGGAGACUUCCUCCCUUAACAUACUCUCUUACAACAACAUAAUGUUCAUUCUUCAUUGUUGUUUAAUUUUGGUGUGUGGUAACUAAUGAGAGGUAGUCGAUUGAACGACAUCUAAUUGUAUUUACAUCGUUUGUUUUUUGCUGCGUUUGCCCUAAGUUAUCCAAUACUUUUCAUAUUUAUUAAGCAUUUAAGUUAGCCGUUCAAAAUAAUGGAAUCAAAUUGUAAAGUAAUACUACAGCAUUAGUAACACAGCAUGAAUAUUGUAAUUUAGCGUAACAUGAUCAUCGAUAACAGUCUUAUCCAAAGUGAGAAUAUGUUUGUAUGAAUGAAAAGACUAAUCAACAUAAUAUAGGAAUGAGUUGAAAAUAGAAGAAAACUAAAUCAAAGCUCAAGAACUGUUCUCUAAUUUAGAACAAACUAAAUGACAUACACAUAAUAGAAAAUUAUGUUUACAAUUAAAAAGGUAUUGAGAUAUUAAAGAACUUGCGAAGCAAAGCUUGCGAACCAUAAACGUCUUUACCAUCGCCUUGUCGUUUUUCUUUUUACAAUCCAUCAGUAAACAUGGUUCCAUCGGGGAUAAUGAUGUUCUGUAACGGAUAUACAGUACGUAAUGAACGAUUGAUUGUAUGAAUAUUCUAGUUCGAAAAACCUCCAGCGUUUCGAAUAAGACGGAUUUAAGAACAUCCUCCGGCAGAUUACAAUCAUGCUAUUAAUAUCAUGUAAAAAUCAUGUAAUCAUGUAAAUACUUAAUAACUGAAGGAUGAAUCUGUUUUUUUAUUUUAGAUUUUUUAGUUUGAACGGAGUGCGCCGUAUUUAUGAUGAAUAUGUUACUAUUAUUGUUAUUUAAAAUAUAUAAGAUUUUUGUAUGCGAAUAGCGUAUUUUCCGUUUGUUGGAUAGUCAUUAUUUGACGAUAUCAAUGCAAGUUUGAACCUGAAUACUGACAGUUCAUUAACUUCGAUGCCUUUUUUUUAAUGACCCUAUUUCCCUAUGAUUGAUUCGACUCGUAUAAUUUGUGACAAAUGGGGACAGGUACGGACAAAUGGAGACAGGUAGCGGUCAAAUAACCACAAUUCAAAUGCUUGCCUGAAUUGCAAUUUGUGUCUUAGAAGAACUUGUUUUAGUCAAUAACCCGAAACAGCCGAACGUGGUACACUUUAUAGGUAUUUGGACUUUGAAUCAAUUCAUGCGGUUUUACAAUAGAUGGCAUUACUCAUUAAAUAUUACAUUUAUUUAUCUAUAUAUAUAAAAAUGGUUGUUUGUCACCUGUCUGUCUGUACCGCACUUUCUCCAAAACUACUGAACCAAGCGUGAAAUUUUGCACAGCGUAGUUUUGUGACCCCGGAUUGUGAAUAGGAAAGUUUGACUCUUCCACACUUCUGGGGAGGGGGCGCUCCCAUACAAACGUAACGUAACGUCCAAACGUUUUCGAGCAAAUCGAACCAAAUUCGGCAGAUGGGAGUUUUGGGGAAGGGGAAAUGUUCUGGUGAAUGUUUGAUACCCGUCCCCUCUUUACAAAGGGAGACUCCCAUACAAAAUCUGGGUUAAUGUCAGCAAAGCUCUGAUAAUUUUCAAGCAAUUUGAGCCAAAGUCAGGUGGUUCGAGUUUUGACAUGUAUCCAACGGGAAGCGAAAAGGGA